Molecule: messenger RNA, 1482 nt
Organism: Cherax quadricarinatus
Lineage: Eukaryota; Metazoa; Arthropoda; Malacostraca; Decapoda; Parastacidae
Source: RefSeq, a predicted model, not a curated record
UGUGCUGUGAGGAGUUGUCUCGCUCUAACUCACUCACUCACGUUCUCGGUCACUCAUUCACUCACAGAACGUUCCUCAUGUGAUCAAGUACUGAAACUCAAGUUUGAUCAGAGAAGUGAAGUUUAACCUCAAAAUAUUUUGAACUUCAUGGAGCCACAUGUUACAUUAAAUAGCAUUAAUGUAGCUCUCUAAGUAGCAUUAAUGUAACUCUCGUAAUAACACUUAAAGAAAAUGAAUAUUUGUUUGUAUACAAAGCAAUGAGGGGAAAACUGGUUGAAUAACUGUUAGUUAAACGUUAUUUGUAAAUAUAAUAACAAUGAUAAUAACAAAUGGAUUAGUUCAUUUAGUUUAAUAACAGGAUGAACAUUUACUGAAAAAAAGACCCACUGAAAUAAGUUGAGUGCUCUUAGUGCGCUAGCAGCGGCGACCUGUGUGUUAGCUAACACUUCCCAUCAUCAAAGUGUGGCUAGCAGCGGCAACCUGUGUUAGCUAACACUUCUCAUCAUCAAGGUGUGGCUAGCAGCGGCAACCUGUGUGUUAGCUAACACUUCCAUUAACUCUCGACCAAUGGGAGACCUCGAGUGCACAUUUCUCACACUCCUGUUUGUAUUGUGCGGGGCCGCGUUGGCACUACAGAUCACCGGCAUCGGAGUACCAAGCACUGCCAUCAGCGGUGACACCGUCACACUCUCGUGUUCCUUCGAGCUCAACGGAGACGAACUCUAUUCCCUGGCCUGGUGGAAGGAUGACAAGAUGUUCUUCAACUACGUCCCAAACAACAGUCAAAUCAAGUCUGUAUAUGCCACUCCAGGCAUCACUGUUGAUGAGGGUAUCUCAACGCUACACGAGGUUGUGUUGUCCCACGUCGAUCACCGCGCCUCGGGCAAGCUACGAUGUGAGGUGCUAGCCAACACCUUCGAGCAGGAUACCAUGGAUGCCAACAUGACGGUCAUAGACAUUCCAGCGCGGGGCCCGACCAUCACAGGGCGACGGGAGAACUAUCAAGUUGGUGAUCUGCUGCUGCUGAACUGCUCAUCCCCUUACUCCUAUCCAGCCACCACCCUCGCUUGGCAUAUCAAUGGACACCUGGCAUCGCGAGAGACAGUAGUGGUGUAUCCUGGUGAGACAGACAGUGACGGGUGUGAAGCAUCAUGGUCUGGUCUACAGAUGCUGUUACAACAUGAACACUUCCAACAAGGUGUGCUUAUCCUUCGCUGCACAGCCUCCAUCCUGCACGUGUACAGGCUCUCCACGGAGGUCAUCAUCACUGACUCCACGUACAUAGAAAGUUCCCCGCGGGAGGGCGCCUCCACAGGGGGGAAGGGGGUUCACCUGGAAGAAAAUUUGAAAGAUAUUUAUCUAAAAUCAGGAUGUCCUUUACGCUUCUGCAAGUGCAUCAUGACGCAUGGGAAACCUGGUUGUAAGAGUGGGACCUCACGAUCUGUGGAUGGAGGAUCGAGCCUCCACCACUCCUUGCUCUGA